Molecule: messenger RNA, 665 nt
Organism: Guillardia theta CCMP2712
Lineage: Eukaryota; Cryptophyceae; Pyrenomonadales; Geminigeraceae
Exons: 2
Coding region: 233-526 (97 amino acids)
Source: RefSeq, a predicted model, not a curated record
GAACGAGUCGAGGAGACAAGAAGCGACUUGAACAAGAGCAAGAACAAGAGCAGAGACAGAGGGAACAACAAGAAGAAACAUAGCAAGAAGAAGAUCUCUCAAAAAAGUUGUUAAGAAGACGGAGAGAAAUCUAUUACAGGAAGCAAAGAAGAAAGAGUCGUAUCGUUGAAUUCAUAACAUCGUUUCCCCAUCAAUUUAGAUCAUCGAACAAGCAACAAGUGCUGAGGUCUUGAUGUCGAAGUUUCCUGUUUCUUUUGUUUUCUUUUCUUGCGCCCUUCUCCUCGCGUUGGUCCUCCAACUAUCAGAAGGAGCCCCUGCUUCGAGUCAGCCCAGUGCCCCUUCGCCAGCUGCACCUGCUCCUCCCCUGACCCUCCGUCGCUCCUUCAACGCACCCAAGGAGAGCAAGGACGUUGCGUUUGUGACCGGCAGGAAGAGCCUGAAGGCCAUCGCUGAAGACGCCUUGGACGGGCUCAGCGUCUGUCUCGGCGUCGCCGUGUUGGGAGCAGCCUUAACACUCCCAUUGUGAGGAGGAGACGAGGAGAUGUAUGCUGCUGAGGACUGCAGCGGAGAAGGAGGAGGAGGAAGAGGAGGAGGAAAGAGGUGAAGCGAUGUGACGUUCUAAUGGAGUAAAACGAAAUGUGUGUGUAGCUUUGAGAUCAAUACAU